UCCUGGCCGGCAUGUUCGUCCCAUGCGACCGCGGCGGGGGCUCCGCUGCCCCCGACUUUAAAGGCUUCACUCUGCUCAUGCCAGCAGUGUCUGUGGGAAAUGUUGGUCAGCUGGCAAUAGAUCUGGUGAUUUCCACACUUGACAUGACUAAAGUUGGUUACUUCUACACCGAUUGCCUGGUGCCAAUGGUUGGAAAUAACCCAUAUGCAACAGCAGAGGAAAACUCAACGGAGCUGAGUAUAAAUGCUGAAGUGUACUCGUUACCAUCAAAGAAACUUGUAGUUCUGCAGAUCAGGUCUCCUUUUAUAAAGAACAAGUACAGGCCAUUCUGUGAAACCCUGCUUUCUUGGGUGAAGAGCAGCAAAUGUGCCAGGGUUGUCCUUCUGUCCAGCAGCCACGCGUACCAGCGCGAUGAUGAGCAGCUUCUGGGGACACCACUACGCUACCUGCUCACACCUGAUCUGGAGAAAGCAGUUGGAGGCCACAUGAAGGAGCUAAACUGGAAAGAAAUGGAAAGAGUAGCGGCUUACCCUGGAAUAAGUGAUACAGAAAAAGUUCUGCACAUACCUGGGGGUGGCAUCACAAAACUGUUGUUUACUGAGAGCUGUUCAGAGGGAAUCCAAAUGGCAGUUCUUCUGAAAUUUUGCUCAGAAGGAGACAACAUCCCUGAUGCAUUUGUUCUUGUUAACUAUCUUAAUGAAUGGCUCCAGCUAAUUAGAAGUGAAAGCAACAAUUCCACAGAUCCUUCUUCACAGUGGAAGAUACCGAGUUCUUGGCGCUUACUUUUUGGCAACGGUCUCCCACCUGCCCUCUUCUGAUCAGCUCCGAACUCGCUGUGAGUCACGUGUGCGGUCACAGAUGUCCCUUGAGGUGGUGAUUACACAGUAAUUGCC
This is a messenger RNA of Cinclus cinclus, 893 nucleotides long. It is a transcript of the gene PSMG2, whose product is annotated as proteasome assembly chaperone 2. Gene Ontology annotation, biological process: proteasome assembly. Gene Ontology annotation, cellular component: nucleus; cytosol. The record is from RefSeq and is a predicted model, not a curated record. NCBI's taxonomy places the organism in Eukaryota, Metazoa, Chordata, Aves, Passeriformes, Cinclidae. The coding region runs from base 12 to 818 and encodes 268 amino acids. The transcript has 7 exons.